Molecule: messenger RNA, 687 nt
Organism: Chrysochloris asiatica (Cape golden mole)
Lineage: Eukaryota; Metazoa; Chordata; Mammalia; Afrosoricida; Chrysochloridae
Product: 40S ribosomal protein S2-like
Exons: 3
Coding region: 1-687 (228 amino acids)
Biological process (GO): translation
Cellular component (GO): cytosolic small ribosomal subunit; ribosome
Molecular function (GO): RNA binding; structural constituent of ribosome
Source: RefSeq, a predicted model, not a curated record
AUGACGCCGGUGCAGCUGGAGGGCCCGGAGGCCCCGGGUGCUCGCGGAGGCAAAGCGGAGGACAAGGAGUGGCUCCCUGUCACCAAGCUGGGUCGUCUGGUCAAGGGCAUGAAGAUCAAGUCCCUGGAGGAGAUUUACCUUUUCUCCCUGCCAAUCAAGGAGUCUGAUAUCACUGAUUUCUUCCUGGGAAUGUCCCUCAAGGAUGAGGUUUUGAAGAUCAUGCCUGUGCAGAAACAGAUGCGCGCUGGCCCGCGGACUAGGUUCAAGGUGUUUGUCGCCAUUGGGGACUACAAUGGUCAUGGUGGCCUAGGCAUCAAGUGUUCCAAGGAGGUGGCCACAGCCAUUCGCGGGGCUAUCAUCUUGGCCAAGCUGUCCAUCGUCCCCGUGCGGCGAGGCUACUGGGGGAACAAAAUCGGCAAACCCCACACAGUUCCUUGCAAGGUGACCGGCCGCUGCGGUUCUGUCCUGGUGCGUCUCAUUCCUGCGUCCAGAGGCACAGGCAUUGUCUCAGCCCCUGUGCCCAAGAAGCUGCUGCUGAUGGCUGGUAUUGAUGAUUGUUACACCUCGACGCCAUCAAAGAAAGCUAUUGGAAUGACAAUGAUUAUUAAAUUUUGUCCAGUGUUUAAUUCCUUUAAUCCAUUAUUUCUUCAGCCAAAGAAGAUGGAGGAGAGGAAACAACUUGUAUAG